AAGGGGGGGUUAGAGGGGUCCAGCAACCGUCAAGUCUGAAAGAGGAAGACCCGCACACCCCCCUGAAGACAACCAGAUGACACUGGACAACAUGAAGUCCGAGAGAGAUGCAACAGAGGAGUUUUUCGAGUAUGACACAGAGGAGUUCCUGGUGUUCCUGACCUUGCUGAUCACAGAGGGAAGGACACCAGAAUAUUCUGUCAAAGGCAGAACUGAGGGGCUGCACUGUCCUCCAGCCCAGUCAGCCAUGCCGCCACUUCACAAACAUGAAUGCAGCGACAAAUUUCCUCAGUGUCGACAAGCAAGGCGAACCCGUUCAGAGGUGAUCCUGCUCUGGAGGAACAACAUCCCCAUCAUGAUCGAGGUCAUGCUGCUGCCAGACUGUUGCUAUGGCGACGAGUGCCCCCCAAGCGACCCCAUCAGUGACCCGGUCAUCAAACAAGACGCGUUGCUGUUGGAGAGGUGGACCCUACAGGCUGUUCCACGACAAAGCGGUGAUCGUUUCAUUGAGGAGAAAACCCUGCUAUUGGCUGUUCGCUCCUACGUCUUCUUCUCCCAGCUCAGCGCCUGGCUCAGCGCCUCCCAUGGUAUCGUCCCCAGAAACAUCCUGUACAGGAUCAGUGCUGCGGAUGAAGAUUUGGUGUGGCAGUUUUCUCAGCCGCCAUCAGAGCACAUUUUUCCUGUCCCAAACGUAUCCCAGAGCGUUGCCUUGCAAGUUCGUGUUCAGUCGCUACCUCGACAGCCCACUUAUCCCACGCUGGCCUGUAGCAUCCACACCGGCCUGCCUCCGAUCUACAGCAAGACCCCCAGCCUCAGCCCAAACCUCAACAGCCAUGGUGGCCUGCCCACCCUCAGAAAGACUCCGGACCCUGGCAAAGACACUGUUCACCACAACGCCAACAUGUACAGCAAGAGCUCCAGCUCUAUGUCUGGCCAUCUCCUCAAUGGUUUACCUGUCCCUAAUCUACCUAUCAACAACAUCCCCGUCAACAGCCUUUCUCACACUGCAGUGCCACACUCGUACAGUAAGAAGGAGCCUGGUGAAAACCACACAUUUCACAACGGAGAGCUCCCCCAGGUCAGCAUGCCCCAAUGUCAGGGCUCACCACUGUUCCGCAGGUCCUCUCACUCCCCUACGCCCUCCCGCUCUCACUCUCCCGUCCCGCUUCCCACAAGCAAAGCAGGAAAGUGGUUGUACUCGACCCUGAAUGGUUCAUCCGACCCCUCGCAGGGGGAUGAAUUUGGUUCCAACAACCCUGAACGGUCAAAGGGGACCAUCCCUGAGCCUCUGAGAACUUUUAAGAAUUUCUCCAUGGCAGAGUCGCCCCGCUGCCCUUCCCCACGGCCUGCUGCAAAUGAGACGAACCCUUUGAUUGGCUCGCUGCUGCAGGAGAGACAAGAAGUUAUCGCUAGAAUUGCACAAAGGCUCAACUUCUGUGAUCCGACCGCACCGCCACUCCCUCCCGGCCUGUUUGCUUCUGACAACCCUCCCAAAGCCAUGUGGGGCAGCAACCAUGACGUCACAGCUGCUGGUAAGACCAAAGAACCUGAAGUACCCCCCUAUGAAUCUGUGGGACGUGCGUGGUCUGGCCCGUUCAACACACCUGUGACUGAAACUAAUUUUGUCAAACGGGAGACGUCCUCCCCUAAACCUGCCGCCUGCAGAAAACUGCAAAUGAACGAAAGCGGAAAGAGAGAGGUGGAGAAGAAAGAAACGGAGACGGUCAGAGAGAAAGACAGAGAUGGCUCCCUCAUUGCACAGGCGGUACAAGACAUUACCAGACUCAUCCAGGAGAGACUCUCCGUCCCCUCUUUGUCCCCCAGACACAGGAGCAGCAGCCCUCUGCACCACAUGUGCACAACAGUCACACAUACAGUGCGCACAUACUCACACACCACACGCAUUCCAGAAGCAUCACACACCGCCAGCAAUGGCUACACCAACGGCCACGUACCCAGCCAUGGACCUCACAGAGACGGCAUGCACAACGCCGCCCUACACAUGCCCAUUUGCACAGACGAGCCCCAAGUUGGACCGAGGACUGAAUGCCAUUCGCCCAGAGUCCAAAAUGGUACCCAGUUUACACUUGAAGAAGCCUCUUUCAACGGCCAGUCCGAUGCCCAGACUGGUCAGUGUCUAAGAGCUUCCCCGCAGAAAAAGCUCAGAGUCAGGACAUUCAGCAGCCAUGAAACCCCCUCUGUUCCCCCUGUUCACGAGACCAUACCAAGAAAUGCCCCAAAUCUGAGUUGGAAUCACAGUGAUGCCAUCCCAGCUAUGAACUGUAACAGAAACAACAACAAGCCUCAGCCUCAGAUCCAGAUACAGAACUGUGUGCCAGCUCAGGGUUCUGCACUGCAGGAUGAGAACCAGGCACCCUCAGAGUCUGGAUCCAACACAUCCAGUCCAGACACAUCUCCAGCUCCAUCAGUCCUUGGUCCUCACUGCCCCUCCUCGCCUCUACGCCCCUGCAACAGCUGGAAGAAACAGAACCGCCACUCAUUAGACGCCACAUCAACCAAGGCCUUCCACCCCUGCACCGGCCUGCCACUGCUCUCCAGCCCCGUUCCUCAGAGGAAAAAUCAAACAGGUUACUUUGACCUGGACAUCUCUCUGACUGGCUGUAAGGGUUUGCCUUGGGCUUCUGGGAAAAGGGUGUGUCCGAAGACAGAAGGGUACACAGAUGAGUCACAGCAGCUGUUCAGCGCCAGCGCUCCACCUGCCAAUCUCAGCCUUCUGGGAAACUUUGAGGAGUGUGUGCUGAACUAUCGCCUGGAGCCUUUAGGCACAGUGGAAGGUUUUACAGCAGAGGUGGGAGCCAGCGGAUCCUUCUGUCCAAGUCACCUGACUUUACCUGUGGAUGUGUUGUUCUACAGCGUCUCCGAUGACAAUGCUCCCUCACCAUACAUGGGUGUGAUAAACCUGGAGGGGAAAAGGGGCUACCGUGUACCUCCAUCAGGAACCAUUCAAGUGACCUUAUUCAACCCUAACAAGACGGUGGUAAAGAUGUUUGUUGUGAUGUAUGAUCUAAGAGCCAUGCCAGCUGGUCACCAGACCUUCCUUCGCCAGAGAACCUUCUCUGUUCCAGUUCGCCGCGACACAAACAAUCAGAGCAGCAGGAAGCCCCUCACCCAGGGCCAAGGCCGCAUCCUGCGCUACCUCGUUCAUCUGAGGUUCCAGAGCUCGAAGUCUGGGAAGCUCUACCUUCACAGUGACAUUCGCCUGCUGUUCUCCAGGAAGUCAAUGGAGGUGGACAGCGGUGCUGCCUACGAGCUCCAGUCCUUCACAGAAUCUCCCAUUGACCCACCAUUUUCUCCUCGCUGCUGAAGUUUUAACGCUUCCAUCUAUCCAGAUGCAUCCAUAACUGAAGCUUCAGUCACACAUCGAUGCCAGCGAUAGACUUUUAUUCAGCCCAUCAGCUCAUGGCUUGAGUUUUGGAAAGAGAUGAGGUUUAUGGAUGGCAGUCAACAGGCCCUACCUGUAGGCCUGUAUCCACAAACAUGAGUUUCAUCCCGUCUGUCACCUGGAACUGGUAGUCGGGUCGGCUAAGAGCAUGAAAGACUCAUCAGAAAUACACCUUGGUCUCUGUUUAGUGCACAACCUUGGACAAGACAUUUGGGUCAAAGUUGGUUAUUGGAAAAGCUUGUGAUGCUAGUCAAAAUAUUACCACAUCUGAAAGGAUUUUCAUUUUCUUAUGCUAUUGGAUUAAUCCUCUCCAGCGUCUGGCAGGAGAGUGGAGGCCAAUGAUUGUCGCCCACAAAAGCAGUUUAGACACUUUAAAUUUGUUCAGAGGAAAUUAGACUAUUUUACUCUGCUGACACGAAUCCAAACAUAAAUCUCUAUUUGUUCACUUUAAAUUCUUAUUACCUCAAGGCAAUGUAUUUUUGUUGGUAAGAUUCCAAAUGUCCUUGAAUAUUAGACUGAUUCAGCUAAAAGUGAACUCGAAUACAGAGUUGUGUGACCCUGUGAGCUCGGAGCCGAGGGAGUGUACGUGGAAGGGAAACCGGGUGCCAGACUGUAGUGCAACACAUCCCAUGGACCACUGAAGAAGUCGAACAAGCAAUCACCAGGAGUUUACCAAAAGACAUCACAGCAGGACAUCAGAAGUGCACUGUGGAUUAUUAUUUUUCAUUAUAACUGGAAAUAAAACAGAGAAGUCAUAUUCUAAUACUUUUGUACUGUUACAAAACCACUUUAUUGGAAAUGUUGCAAUAGAAAAAAGUAACGUUAGUUUAGUGUUUACACAUUCAUUUUCAGUUUACCUGCCAUCAGUUUAUUUAAUAUUUAAAUUAAUAUUUCAGUUACUACUUGUGUUGU
Nematolebias whitei (Rio pearlfish) is the source of this 4315-nucleotide messenger RNA. It is a transcript of the gene atosa, whose product is annotated as family with sequence similarity 214 member A. The record is from RefSeq and is a predicted model, not a curated record. Lineage: Eukaryota; Metazoa; Chordata; Actinopteri; Cyprinodontiformes; Rivulidae. The coding region runs from base 77 to 3325 and encodes 1082 amino acids. The transcript is spliced from 12 exons.